Messenger RNA from Engraulis encrasicolus (European anchovy), 4015 nucleotides. RefSeq names its product zinc finger, AN1-type domain 5a (gene zfand5a). The coding region runs from base 170 to 811 and encodes 213 amino acids. The transcript has 6 exons. NCBI's taxonomy places the organism in Eukaryota, Metazoa, Chordata, Actinopteri, Clupeiformes, Engraulidae. The record is from RefSeq and is a predicted model, not a curated record. Gene Ontology annotation, molecular function: zinc ion binding; DNA binding.
AUAGGACAGAGGGAGAGAGGGUUCAUACGAAUAAAUCCCCGACGCUCCGGACCGAGAGAAACAAGGAGAGGACAAUUCCUGUUUACAAGGAAAUUUCUUCACAUUUGAAGCCAAAUCCGAGCUUCGUCGAUAUAGUUCGCAUUAACAGAUCGACCUCUUUACCUCAGCGAUGGCUCAAGAGACGAACCAGAGUUCCUUGCCUAUCCUGUGUACCAUGGGCUGCGGUUUCUACGGUAACCCCAGGAACAAUGGCAUGUGCUCCGUUUGUUACAAGGAGCACCUGAAUCGACAGCAGAGCAGCGACCGCAGUCCAAUGAGUCCUUUAGGUGCAGCUGGCAGUCCGUCAGCAGAGGCCAUCCAGAGGCUAGAGGCCAGCCUCAGCAAGGUGGAGCCCCCACCCAUGGCCAGGGCAGACUCGCCCACUGAAAGUGUCCCAUCACCCUCUCUACCAGUGACACAGCAGAUGACUGAGAUGAGCAUCUCUCGAGAGGAGAAGGCCCCCAGCCCCAAGUCAGAGCUCCCAGAACCAGUUGUCACCCAGCCCAGUUCCUCCUCCAGCCUAACCCUGGUGGCCCAGGCCCCCGAUGACAGCAAGACCCCCGAGCUGCCCAAACCCAAGAAGAACAGGUGCUUCAUGUGCCGCAAGAGAGUCGGACUGACAGGUUUUGACUGCCGGUGUGGGAACCUGUUUUGUGGGCUGCAUCGAUACUCCGACAUCCACAACUGCACUUACGACUACAAGGCAGAGGCGGCGGCCAAGAUCCGCAAGGAAAACCCAGUGGUGGUCGCCGACAAGAUCCAGAGAAUAUAAAGAAGCCUCUCUAUCUGUCUUAUGUGUCUGCCAGGCUCUCGCUCGCUACCCGCUAUGGAGAACGUUGGGAACUUUGAACUGAACACUGGCGCUGGUGUGGCUGAAAUGGACAUUUCGCUUUUUGUUUUCUUUCGUUUUUUUGUUUUUUGUUUUGUUUUGUGUUUUAAUCAAGUCGACUGCGAGGAAAGGAAAACUAACUUUGAGAGAGUGUGCAUGAGCUGAGGUUUUGGUUUUUUUUGGUCGGAGGUUUUUUUUUGUUUAGUUUUAUGUUUGUUUUGUCCACGUCCUCUUCCCAUGGUGUGCUUGUGUGAUGACUACCGUAUGAUUUUUUUCCCGUUUUAAACCAUAGUCGUUAUUUCCUGACACGUUGCAGUUGGCCAGGACACUUUCCUGCAAAUGGAUGGAAAACUGGAACUUGGAUGGAAGAUGGAACUUUUAUCCCUCACCUGCAUUCCGAAGCGGAAUCUUGAUUGAGGGGUGGGAGGAGUCAGAACGCAAGGGGGAGCGGCCAGAAUGCCCUGUGUGCCAAAAGCGCAGAUGCUUCACCAGUGGAAUCCGUGCAAAACAGGAAGUAGCAGGAAGUGGAACCAGACUGGCUCCAGACGCUGCACCUUGCGCUCCUCACACCCUUCACAUCCUCCGUUACUUUGGUCUGGCUGCUCCAGGAUUGGACUACAGUACUGUGUGUGUGCUGCUCCGGUACAGCGAUUUUUUUUUUCAUCCGUCAGUCAAGUGUCCGAGGUCAUCUUUGCAACGUCAGAGGGUGUUGGAACGCCUGAAUGUGAACCUGUUUAUCGCUCUCUCUUGCUCUCUCUCUCUCUCUCUCUCUCUCUCUCUCUCUCUCUCUCUCUCUCUCUCUCUCUCGGAGCACAUCUUUUCUUGCCCUGGCAAGGCAGGUCGGUGGACAGUAGCUCCCUGUGUCUGCCAGUUAAGUGCUUAGUGGCGCCUGUCCAUAUUUAAUCGAGCUAUCGCCGCCCCCGAUGGACGGACGGACGGACACACGGACGGCUUUCCCCGAAGAGCUUAAUGCCUCAGCCACGUCUGCCCGUUUGAAGACCUGCGCUGAGGCAAAGCUCUGUUUUAGACGAAUGAUUGAAUUGAGAACUAUUGCCCGAAGCAAGGGCGUGGGGAGGUGUUUUGGAUUAAGAAACAAGCAUACAGAAAAAAUGGAAAACUUUUAAUUCUGUGAAGAUGCUGUUGCAGGAUUCAUGUUGUUUAAGAAUAACCUUCAAAAUGUUCAGUUAGGAAUGUGUGGGGAACUUGGAGGUGGGAGGGGACUGGGGGAGGGGCCGGGGGUGUCAUUGACAAUAAUCUUCAUCUUAAUUGUACCUGUAUUUGUCAUAGUUUUUUUUCCUUUGAGUGUGAGUAUUACGCAUAUUUUGAAUAUAUGAGCUGGUACGGUAUGUAAUCCUAAUGUGUGAGUGUGCGUGUGUGUUUGUGUGUGUGCGUGUGUGUUUGUGUGUGUGUGCGCGCAUGUGUGUGUGUGUGUGUGUGUUGUGCUGCAAGUAUGCGUGCGAGAGUGCAUGGAUUCAUGAAGCUCUUCUCCAUAUCAUGACUCAAGCUGAAUAACCUGAAGUAGGUUUGCAAUGUUGGUUUGUUUGUUUGUUUGUUUGUUCAUUAUUAAUUAUGAAAGCUGUGUGGUGGGGGAAAAAACAUUGCUACAGUAGUUCUUCCGUAAAGACUCCUGGGCUGUUACGAGGUCCUUCCAUGCUCCAUUACUCAUACUCCUCAUCAGGGGUGAGUUUCUCAAAAGAGAAGUUGUUAGCCUGUUAGCAACUUCGGUAGUUGCCAAUGGGAAAAUGCAUUGAAGACAGCAAAGUAGCUCAUGUAGUUAGCAACUUUGGUUUUGAGAAAUUCACCCCAGCAGAGCUGGACUGGACUGGGGGAGAAAUAGGGCCCGGGCACUUUUGGCCUAAAGGUGCCCGUCAUAAUUAGCAUUGCAGAACUGACUCACCGGUGGGCCCCGCACCCAUAUGGGCCCCUAUUAUCAGAAAUGUUGAAAUAAAAAUGUAUGUUACAUUUCUGAAAAUAGGGGCCCUCAAAGGUGCGGGGCCCACCGGGAAAUGCCCGCUAUGCCAGAUGGCCAGUCCAGCCCUGUUCCUCAUCAUCGUACCUCUGCUAGAAUUUAUGUGCACCCCAUGAACAUGAAAAAAACCCAACCUUGCUGUUUUCCUCUUGAUUUAUUUUUCCAACUUCUAGGGCUGAAUGAAAGAACUUUACGUAUGUAUGUAUCUUGAGUUUUACUUUCACCUGUUAGGUAUAUGCAAAUUUGUACAAAGUAAAAAAAACAAACAAAAACAAAACAGAACACAUGUUCAUAUUUAUGUAAUACAUAUAAUUGUGUUUAUCUGGCAUUAAGGCAAAAAAAAGUAUCCUGUAAAUAAAACGGAUGUACAGAGAUGUCAGUGGGUCUGGCCGUGUGGCGUUUAUUGUGCAUUGAAGUCAAAGUCAAAGCGAACUUUAUUGUCAACUCCACCAUGUUGCAACUGACAUUAUAGGGAUUGCAUUUCAUCUACGGUAACAGCUUAUGUCCCUUUUAGGAAUAUGAUCGGAACUCUAACAAAAUUGAGUUCUCACUAUGGUGUCACAAAUACUUACCAGGAGCUAUAGAAUGUUUAACGAAUAUUCUAGAAGUGCCUGGGGACAAUAUUUUGCUUCUCAAAGGGUUAAAACUGAACCUGAAUCGUAGAGAUAGAUUGACUGGCAAGGAGGCAGAAACAAGUCUUGAAGGUCCAGUGUUAAGCAUUUGUAGUUUUUCUUUCAUUAUUUGUUUCUUGCCCGACCACAAACUAUAUUUGUAAAUUCAUAUUUACCACCAAAAGGCAGCUGUCAUGGGUAAGCGGUUCGAGCAUCAGACUUGUGACCCAAAGGUUGCUGGUUCGACUCCCGAUCCGCCAGGUUGGUGGGGGGAGUAAUUAACCAGUGCUCUCCCCUAUCCUUCUCCAUGACAUCCAUGACCCUGAGCAUGGUACCGUCCCACCGCACUGCUCCCUUAGGGCGCCUUUGGGGGCUGCCCCCUUGCACGGGUGAAGCAUAAAUGCAAUUUUGUUGUGUGCAGUGAACGCUUGUGUGCUGUGUCACAAUGACAAUUGGAGUUGGAGUUUCCCAGUUAGGCUUUAAAAUGAAAAAAGGACGUUAAGUGCCAGUGGGCUGCACAUGUGAUAUGAAAGCAUGUGCUCCCACAUUGGAGCUUGUAAGUGAUUA